AUGUCAACAAUUUCACAAAAUACAACUGCAAGUGCAACAACUACAACACCUUCCACAACCGUGACAGAGCCUACUUCAUCUCCAGGAAACAACAACUCCAACAACUAUGUCAACAAUUUCACAAAGUACAACUGCAAGUGCAACAACUACAUCUACACCUUCCCCAACCACGACAGUGCCUACUUCAUCUCCAGCUACAUCUACACCUUCCCCAGCCAUGACAGUGCCUCUUUCUACUACAACAGUUCCUACUUCAUCUCCGGCUACAUCUACACCUUCCCCAGCCAUGACAGUGCCUCUUUCUACUACAACAGUUCCUACUUCAUCUCCGGAAACAACAAAUCCAACAACUAUGUCAACAAUUUCACAAAGUACAGCUGCACCUGCAAAAGCUACAUCUACAACUUCCACAACAGUGCUUCCUUCUACUACAACAGUUUCUACUUCAUCUCCGGUUACAUCUACACCUUCCCCAACCACGACAGUGCCUCUUUCUACUACAACAGUUCCUACUUUAUCUCCGGCUACAUCUACACCUUCCUCAUCCAUGACAGUGCCUCUCUCUACUACAAUAGUUACGACUUUGUCUGCAUCUCCAGGUACAACAACAGAAAAAACAAAUCCAACAACUCUGUCUACAAUUUCACAAAGUACAACUGCACCUGCAACAACUACACCUUCCACAAACAGGACAGUUCCUUCUUCUACUACAACAGCUUCUACUUCAUCUGCAUCUCCAAGUACAACAACUGCUCCAACCAUGACACUUGCACCCAUAACUAUAGUUGUGGCUCAAGAAACCACAACUCUGGCUUCCACAUCAGUGCUUACAACUUCAGAAAUUUCUACUGCAUCUGCAUCAAUCACAACUACACCUGCCACAACCACAACUGUACCUCCAGCUACUACAUCAGCUUCAACCUCAUCUGCAUCACCAAGUACAAUGGCAACAGCAUCAGCCACAAUAACUUUUGCAUCCACAACAGCUAUGACUCCAGAAACCAGAAGUCUUGCAUCAAAAAUCCCUACAACAUCAGAAACUACAACUCCUCAUCUGCAUCUCCAAGUAAAACACCAGUAGGUACAUCCACAACUGUUGCUUCAACAACAAUACCUCCAACAUCAGGAACUAUAACUGCUCCUACUACAACUGCAAUAACCACAACUAUGCCUUCCACUAUUACAACAACAGCCUCAACCAUAAUUCCAUUUUCAACAACAACUGCUGAAGUUGUCAAAUCCACAGAUGUAACUCUAGAAACUACAACAUCAACAACAAUGCCUUCAACUACAGAAACUCCAACUUCAAAAACCACAACUACAACUGCACCUUCCACAACUAAAACAACAGCUUCAACCAUAAAGCCUCUUGCAACUACAAAUACCGAAGCUCUUGAAACAACAGCUGUAUCUUUAUAUAUCACAUCUUCCACAAAGAUGACUAAAACUUCAGAAAAUAUCACUUCACUAACCACAACUGUACCUCAGAUUGCAGUAACAUCUGCUCAAACUUCGUCUACAGCUCCAACUGUAGUCAAAACCAAAUUAGUUUUUACAUCUGCAUCAACAGUCCCAAGUGAAGCUCUUGUCCUGAAUGCUAUCAGUACUCUCCGGAACUCCAGAGAGUCACAACUAAACAAAUCUGUGAAUCUGGUGAAUAUCACCUAUCAGAAAAUCACAGAAACCUCCUAUGCCCUCAUCUUUACAUUUAAUCUGAGUAAUAUCAGCAUUCCAGAGGACCCAGCGCUAAUAAGCAACACAUACCAGCAAGUGCAGUAUAUCAUUAACAGUGCGCUGAACACUCUUCUGAAUGACCCUGGUAGUAAUGUUUUGGAACCCAAGUCCUCCAACUUCAUGAGCUCAUCAAACCAAAUUGAGGGCACUAUUGAAUACACCUUCCAGAAUGGAGAUGUUAUGCAACCAAUCAGUUUCCUAAAUGAGCUUCGUUUUCUGAUGGGAUUGAAUACUACAACGGUGUCUCCUCUAACAACAAGCAGCUCCUCUGUGAGCCCUCCAAACCUAGUAUCUGGUUCAGCAGUGGUGAAAAGCAAGCUGCUGUUUAACUCCUCAUCUCCAGUCCCCAGUGAAGCUCUUGUCCUAAAUGCUAUCAGUACUCUCCGGAACUCCAGAGAGUCACAACUAAACAAAUCUGUGAAUCUGGUGAAUAUCACCUAUCAGAAAAUCACAGAAACCUCCUAUGCCCUCAUCUUUACAUUUAAUCUGAGUAAUAUCAGCAUUCCAGAGGACCCAGCGCUAAUAAGCAACACAUACCAGCAAGUGCAGUAUAUCAUUAACAGUGCGCUGAACACUCUUCUGAAUGACCCUGGUAGUCCCGUUUUGGACCCCAAGUCCUCCAACUUCACGAGCUCAUCAAACCAAAUUGAGGGCAUCAUGGAAUACACCUUCCAGGAUGGAGAUGUUAUACAACCAGUGAGCUUCCUAAAUGAGCUUCGUUUACUGAUGGGAUUGACUACUACAACAAUGUCUCUACUAACAACAAGUAGCUCUCCUCUGAGCCCUAUAGUCCUUGUAUCUGGUUCAGCAGUGGUGAAAAGCAAGCUGCUGUUUAACUCCUCAUCUCCAGUCCCCAGUGAAGCUCUGGUUCUCAGUGCUAUCAGUACACUCAGGAACUUCAGAGAGUCACAACUAAAUGAAUCAGUGAAGCUGGUGAAUGUCACCUAUGAGAAAAUCUCGGAAACCUCCUAUGCCCUCAUCUUUACCUUUAAUCUGAGUAAUAUCAGCAUUCCAGAGGACCCAGCGCUAAUAAGCAACACAUACCAGCAAGUGCAGUAUAUCAUUAACAGUGCGCUGAACACUCUUCUGAAUGACCCUGGUAGUAAUGUUUUGGAACCCAAGUCCUCCAACUUCAUGAGCUCAUCAAACCAAAUUGAGGGCACUAUUGAAUACACCUUCCAGAAUGGAGAUGUUAUGCAACCAAUCAGUUUCCUAAAUGAGCUUCGUUUUCUGAUGGGAUUGAAUACUACAACGGUGUCUCCUCUAACAACAAGCAGCUCCUCUGUGAGCCCUCCAAACCUAGUAUCUGGUUCAGCAGUGGUGAAAAGCAAGCUGCUGUUUAACUCCUCAUCUCCAGUCCCCAGUGAAGCUCUUGUCCUAAAUGCUAUCAGUACUCUCCGGAACUCCAGAGAGUCACAACUAAACAAAUCUGUGAAUCUGGUGAAUAUCACCUAUCAGAAAAUCACAGAAACCUCCUAUGCCCUCAUCUUUACAUUUAAUCUGAGUAAUAUCAGCAUUCCAGAGGACCCAGCGCUAAUAAGCAACACAUACCAGCAAGUGCAGUAUAUCAUUAACAGUGCGCUGAACACUCUUCUGAAUGACCCUGGUAGUCCCGUUUUGGACCCCAAGUCCUCCAACUUCACGAGCUCAUCAAACCAAAUUGAGGGCAUCAUGGAAUACACCUUCCAGGAUGGAGAUGUUAUACAACCAGUGAGCUUCCUAAAUGAGCUUCGUUUACUGAUGGGAUUGACUACUACAACAAUGUCUCUACUAACAACAAGUAGCUCUCCUCUGAGCCCUAUAGUCCUUGUAUCUGGUUCAGCAGUGGUGAAAAGCAAGCUGCUGUUUAACUCCUCAUCUCCAGUCCCCAGUGAAGCUCUGGUUCUCAGUGCUAUCAGUACACUCAGGAACUCCAGAGAGUCACAACUAAAUGAAUCAGUGAAGCUGGUGAAUGUCACCUAUGAGAAAAUCUCGGAAACCUCCUAUGCCCUCAUCUUUACCUUUAAUCUGAGUAAUAUCAGCAUUCCAGAGGACCCAGCGCUAAUAAGCAACACAUACCAGCAAGUGCAGUAUAUCAUUAACAGUGCGCUGAACACUCUUCUGAAUGACCCUGGUAGUAAUGUUUUGGAACCCAAGUCCUCCAACUUCAUGAGCUCAUCAAACCAAAUUGAGGGCACUAUUGAAUACACCUUCCAGAAUGGAGAUGUUAUGCAACCAAUCAGUUUCCUAAAUGAGCUUCGUUUUCUGAUGGGAUUGAAUACUACAACGGUGUCUCCUCUAACAACAAGCAGCUCCUCUGUGAGCCCUCCAAACCUAGUAUCUGGUUCAGCAGUGGUGAAAAGCAAGCUGCUGUUUAACUCCUCAUCUCCAGUCCUCAGUGAAACUCUGGUCCUCAGUGCUAUCAGUACUCUCCGGAACUCCAGAGAGUCACAACUAAAUGAAUCAUUAAAGCUGGUGAAUGUCACCUAUGAGAAAAUCUCAGAAUCCUCCUAUGCCAUCAUCCUUACAUUUAAUCUGAGUAAAAUUAGCAUGUCAGAGGAACCAGCACUAAGAAACGACACGUACAAGCAAUUGCAGGAUAUAGUCAAUAAUGCUCUGAACACUCUUUUGAAUGAGCCUGGCAGUCAGGCUUUCAAACUCAAGUCCUCCGAAUUCAUGAGCACAUUAAAUCAGAUUGAGGGCACUAUGUUAUACAGCUUCCAGGAUGGAGAUGUUAUACAACCAGUCAGCUUCCUAAAUGAGCUUCGUUUACAGACAGGCCUAACCACAACCAAAACUCCGACGACAUACACAACUUCCCCACCGACUGUGGUUGGGAAGGCGAUUAUUUACAUUCGCCUUGUGUUCAUCACGCUGGGUCCCAUACCAAGUGAGAGUAAAGUUCUAGAGUUGGCCAACUCUCUACUCGACUCACGUCUCAGAACUAAACGUUCUGUCCCAACACAAACCCUGAGUGAUCCUGUGAGCUUUGCGAGUGUCACCUAUCAGAGAAUUUCUGACAACUCCUAUGCUCUCAACUUUGGAUUUAAAAUCAACAAUGUCACCAUGACUGAGAAACUUGAACUCAGAGAUGACACCUACACAAUAAUUCAAAACUCCAUUAAUAAAUUGCUGAACCAGAUCCUAAGUUCCCCCUCAGCUACUCCGUUUGUGUUCAAACAAGCUAAUUUCAAGGGCAAUUCCACUGUGAUUGAGGCCAGUGUACAGUAUGUUUUCUCAGAAAGUGACAUCCAAACACCCAGCAUCUUUCUCCAGGAACUUCUCAAAGUUAAUGGUGUUACCACACCUGCACCUGCUGUAACUUCUCCACCUACUGUGGUUGGGAAGGUGAUUAUUUACAUUCGCCUCGUGUUCAUCACACUGGGUCCCAUACCAAGUGAGAGUAAAGUUCUAGAGUUGGCUAACUCUCUACUCGACUCACGUCUCAGAACUAAACGUUCUGUCCCAACACAAACCCUGAGUGAUCCUGUGAGCUUUGUGAAUGUCACCUUUCAGAGAAUUUCUGAUAACUCCUAUGCUCUCGUCUUUGGAUUUGAAAUCAACAAUGUCACCAUGAAUGAGACACUUGAACUCAGAAAUGAAACCUAUAAAUUAAUUCAAAACUCCAUUAAUAAAUUGCUAAACCAGAUCCUAAGUUCCCCGACAGCUACUCCGUUUGUGUUCAAUCAAGCCAGUUUUACGGGUAAUUCCACUGUGAUUCAGGCCAAUAUACAGUAUGUUUUCUCAGAAAGUGACAUCAAGAAUCCCAGCAUCUUUCUCCUGGAACUUCUCAAAGUUAAUGGUGUUACCACACCUGCACCUGCUGUAACUCCCAACACUACAGUCCCCAACAAUGGUACUAGUGCAGCAUGGGUUGUGGCUAUCAUCGUCCCUUGUGCUAUCAUCAUUAUGCUGGUACCUUGCUGGAUUCUCCUUUGUUGUUUGCUCUGUGGUUGCUGUGCAGCAGUCAGAAGACGCUGGCACAGAAGACGGUCAUACAAUGUACAGUACACCUCUCGAAACAGCCUCUUCUAGAGAAUUCAGAGAUACUCAAUGAGAAAAACUAAAAUGGGCAAUAUGCAAUGAUAUGGGUUGAUUUUAAUUUUCUUUAUUCAUUAAUGCCAAAGUUGGAUAUUAGCAAUUGAAUAGUUCCUUUAUAUUAUAUAUAUCAUGAUGAAUUUACUAUGUUGAUGCUUCUUUUAUAAAUUAUUUAUUUUAUUGUACCUGUGUUGCUGGACAUACAAGAUCUGCAUACAAAAUAUGUUUUCAAGCUUUCUCUGUAGAAUACUUUACCAUGAUUUUUAAUAUACAUAUUUAUUUGUUUUUAUAAUUAUUAUUUAGAAUAAUAUAAAAAUAUUAUAUUCAUUUAUUUGACAUGAAACAAGUCAUGAAAGGGACAAUGGCAGAAUAUUUUAGUUACAGUUUUUAUUUAUUUAAACUUAAUGCACUUUAUCUAUAUACUGUGCACCUGCAGCAAAUAUAUGUU
Myxocyprinus asiaticus (Chinese sucker) is the source of this 6199-nucleotide messenger RNA. RefSeq lists its product as uncharacterized. The transcript has 50 exons. NCBI's taxonomy places the organism in Eukaryota, Metazoa, Chordata, Actinopteri, Cypriniformes, Catostomidae. The record is from RefSeq and is a predicted model, not a curated record. The coding region runs from base 1 to 5748 and encodes 1915 amino acids.